AGAAAACCUUGUAAGAUUUUUGCGUGAGCAUCACACGGUAAAAAGUGUAUAAAUAACGAUUUUUCUUAUUGAAACGCACAAAAGGAAAUUUCUACCGGAAAAAUAUUGUUUGAUGGCGAUACGUUUAACUCUUAUGUAAACGAUAUCAAAACGAAUUCAAUAGAGUUAGUGUGUGAUUGGUGAAAAUUGUCGAGCAAGGUGUGAAAACCUAAUCGGUACUACGCUGUGUCUCCAAACCACCCACCCGCCACCCAGAAGAAAAAAUCAAAUGUGUGAUUAACGACGAUAAACUGUUGUUUUUGCCAUUUCUUGCCAACAAUAAAGGUAUAAACGCGUCUCCUUACACGCAAUUAUAUUAGUUGUGUACGUAAAAAGACAAAUAUUUUGCCCACUAUUAUAUGACUUUUUUUUGAAAAUAAUUAAAUAAAUGAAUUGAUAAUUAAUUCCACAUAUUAAGUAUACAAGCAAAUAAAAAGUGUCGACAUAUGAUACGCAAUUGAAGAAGCUAUCGCUAGAAAUUAUAUACCUAAAUUAGUAAUUGUACAAAAGUUGGUAAAACGGGAAGCACAACCAUACCAACUGCGUCGUCAGCGACGUACAAACGGACCACAACAAACAGGUGGUGGUUUAGUUUUGGGUACUUUGGCGUGAGCCCGUCAUGUCCGACAUCAUGAACAUCGAUAGCAUUAUUUCACGAUUAUUAGAAGUUCGCGGCGCACGUCCUGGAAAAAAUGUUCAACUAUCUGAAAGUGAAAUACGUGGUCUAUGCCUCAAGUCACGUGAAAUAUUCCUAUCGCAACCUAUUCUACUCGAACUGGAAGCACCUUUGAAAAUUUGCGGCGAUAUCCAUGGUCAAUAUUACGAUCUGCUUCGUCUUUUUGAAUACGGCGGUUUUCCACCAGAAUCGAAUUAUCUAUUUUUGGGCGACUAUGUCGAUCGUGGCAAGCAGUCAUUGGAGACUAUUUGUCUGUUACUGGCUUACAAAAUUAAGUACUCGGAGAACUUUUUCUUGCUGCGUGGAAAUCACGAAUGCGCCAGCAUAAAUCGAAUUUACGGUUUUUACGACGAGUGCAAACGUCGGUAUACAAUAAAGCUGUGGAAAACGUUUACAGAUUGCUUUAAUUGUUUGCCUGUCGCGGCUAUUGUUGAUGAAAAAAUAUUCUGCUGCCACGGUGGCCUCAGUCCCGAUUUGUCGUCAAUGGAACAAAUUAGACGCAUUAUGCGUCCAACAGAUGUGCCCGAUCAGGGUUUACUAUGUGAUCUCUUGUGGUCAGAUCCUGAUAAGGAUACAAUGGGUUGGGGAGAAAAUGAUCGUGGUGUGAGCUUCACAUUUGGUGCUGAGGUUGUUGGGAAAUUUUUACAAAAGCACGACUUCGAUUUGAUAUGUCGCGCGCAUCAGGUUGUCGAAGAUGGUUAUGAGUUCUUCGCUAAAAGACAAUUAGUCACACUCUUUUCGGCACCAAAUUACUGUGGUGAAUUUGACAAUGCAGGUGCAAUGAUGUCUGUGGAUGAUACACUUAUGUGUUCUUUCCAAAUACUGAAGCCGGCUGAUAAGCGCCGCUUCGUCUAUCCGAAUUUCGGCAGUUCAGCGCGUCCGUUAACUCCGCCACGCGGUGCCAACAAUAAAAAUAAAAAGAAAUAAAUAAAUGUGCAAACUUAGUAGAAUUAAAAAGACGAUAAAGGCGUAAUUAAAAAAAUUGUUAAAUAAUGCAGAAAACGAAAACAUGAAAAAAGAGGUGUAAAGAAAAAACUUAAAAGGCACUGCAUAUAACAAAACCUUACAAAUAGUGCAAAUAAAAGUAAGAAGGGCGAAGACGCAAAAGCUGUAAAAUACGCAGCUGCCACACAAAAUCACAUAAUUUGUAUUUGUGUAAGCCUAUACACAAUAAUAAUCAUCAGCAACACAACACAUAAAAAAUCAAAACUUUUUGUUGACAGUACCGCAUUUUUACACUAUUUUUUAAGUAGCUCUUUGCAACGUUUUUUUUUUAUUUUAUAAUUUCACUAUGUAUAAAGGCUUUAUUUUUUAUGAAAAUGCACUUUGUGUUCGCAACAUUAUACUAAAAGACGUGCGUUCAAUUCAAUUCAUUUUCGAAAACAUAUAUUUUAAGGCUAAAUUCGAAAAGACAAACAAACGACAAGCGACAGGUUUGAAAGUAGUGUUGCGAACAAUUAUUGUUAAAUUUAAUGGGGUUUUUUAGUACAAGCUAAAUGUGUAAUUUCGAAUAUUUGCAUGUAUAUUAGACAUUAAGCACAAACAACAACAAAGUACAUGUAAUGUGAAAUAUUUUCAUCCUAGUUCGUUCUUAUUUUCACAAAACAAGAUAUAUAACUUUACCAUAACACAUAUUCUUUGUAAAUACAUAUGUAUGUUACAGAGAUUCCUGAAAUAUUAAAGUUUUAAAAAAUAUAUAUUUUUUUGAAGCCAAAAAAUGACUUUUUCGAAUUUGCCAACCGUUAGAUAUGUAUACAUUAAAAGCUUUAAAAUACAUGUUUGUUUAUGUAUAAUGAUUUUGAACUUAUAAAAUAUACGUGUCGAUUAUGAAGAGAAAUAAAAUUAUAAUAUAUUACGACACUCAGUUCAAAAUGGAAAUAAAUAGAUUAAAAAAUUGAAAUUUCAUUAUUAUUGUUGGUCAUAAACGGUUUGUUCGAUUAUGCUGUAAUUUGCAAUUAUUUUGAUGAUUUUCUGGAUAUAAAAUUAAAAUAGAAGAAUACUUUACUAUUUUAAAAAAGAAACCAAAUUUCCAAAAAAUAACACCAAACACUAAAUUUUAAAAACCAUAGGAUAUUAUUGUUGAUUUUGUAUGUAUUGUAUAAUUCUUUCAUGAAUCAGAUUCUCAUUGCGCGCAUAAAAACCUUGCAUUUUUUUCCUGGGAUAAUAUAUUUGACAAUUGUUGCUGAAAACGUAAUCGAACAGCCGUAAUAAUUCGAUUUGGCGAAAAAUCUCAUGAAAUUUUAUAUAUUUAUACAAUUUUAAUACUUACUUAAAUACUGUAAUAAUUAAAAAGUAAUUCAAAAACUUCAUUUUCUAUAUGUUUUGUGGAAUAUUUGGCUACAGAAAGCUGGCUGUAACUUUUUGGCGUUAUUAUAUAACUUAACUUUAUUUUGAACGAAAACUAAAUGUGCUUUGGUUGUCUAUGUACUAUUUUCAACAAUCGAUAUCGAUGAAAAUUCAUUCUACAUAUGUAUAUGUAUGUAUGUAUGCGGUACAAAUUUAUGAUUUCUCGCUUCUACCAAAAAUUUGUUAAUUCAAUGUUUUUUUUUAUACGAAUAUAGAUAUAUCUUAAGCUUCAUGCCACAUUUUUUUACUGUUGUUAAAAAUUUUGGAACACACACUCAUAGGACACCCGGAAUAUUUUAAUAAAAUUAACUGCAUGAUUUUCUCAAUUUAGUUUUAAGUUUAGCAGUUGCAUUGAUUUACACCAAAAACAAAAAUAACAACAACAAAAAAAUAUUUGUAAGUAGCAAGCAAAGCAAUUUGGUCGAGAGAAAAUCAGAAUUAUAGUGGAGCUAACAAACACAAAAACAAAACGCGGAGAAAGACAAACUCCAAAACAAAUGUAUGUGCACUACAUUUGAUAUAAAAUUUGUAAAAUAACAACAACAAAAAAAAGCCAUAAGAAAAAUAUGUGUGUAAAAAUAAAAAAAAGCUAUGAAAUAUAUUUGCAAAAAUAAGACAAGCUAACAAAAACUCGAUUUGUACGAUCAACUCAACACAGGAAAAUAACGAGAAAAUUAAUGCGUUAAUAUAUUGUUACCAGCUAGUUUAAAUGUAAUAAGUACAUGCAUAAAUUAUUCUAUGUACUCGAAAAUAAAUCACUUUCCUCUUUAUACGCCACUAAAACAUUGUGAAGUAGUUUGUAUUUUGACAUACUUUGAACAUCGCUGGUUAAAUGAUGACACUCGAAAAAUUGCCGGUACAAAAUUGUUUUCUGAACAUUGGCUAUUAACACUAUAAAACUGUUUAUUGUCUUGUCGAUAUAUCUCUCAGUUUGAUGAUAUAUCGAAAAUUACAUGACUGAAUAAAUUCAUAUGGUUGUUGGUUUGAUUCCUGGAAAAUUCGUAAAUUAUGUAUUUCUAAUGUUAUAUUAUUUACUAUAUAUACAUAUUAAGUGUAUUUAUCAAUAGUUUCUUAUAGCUACUUCAUAUUUAUUAUCUGAGCUAAUUCGAAAAUGUCAGACCUUGGACAAAACCCUUUUUUGUAAUAAAAAUGGCUGUAAGUCUACAAUAGCUUUUGAGCAUAUUUUUACUAAAAAUUUUUGAAAUUAUAUUUCCUAAAGCGAAAGCGCUUCGAUUCUUUGAAAUUAUAAAUGCAAAUUUGAAUCAAAAUUAUUUACUAAUACUGAUACAUUUGUAUAUGGGUAUAUAUUGAAUUUUAAUUAAUAUUUAAAGACAUUCUUUAAUGUUCAAAUUGGUUACAUACAUAUAUACAUUAGUAAUUGUUAGUUGUUAAAACUCGAAGCUUAAUAAAUCAUGGCAAAACGUAAUAAAAAUUUGAAUAGUAAAAUACAAAUUUUUUAAACUAUUUUAUUCGAAAAUAAGAGUUUUCGACUUUUAGCUGGCUCCUAAAAGAUGCAAUGUACAUUUUAAAAGUUAUAUGUUAAUGCCUGAGAUGAACAAUUUUAUCGAACGCCGUUUCGAGAAAAUUUUCAAAAACAAUAAAUUUUGUUUUGAAAUUGGAGCUGCAUUAUUAAAUUAAUUUUUUUCGUAAACUCCACCUACGAUAUACUUGAUAAGGUGUGCGAAAUCCGGAACAUCCAAUACAAAUGAAAGCAAUUUGUUGCGUUUUCUCAAAAAGUUACAAAAUAUAGAGCUUCAUCAACGAGAAAAAGGUUUCUAAUGACUCCAAAUAAAAUAUUUAAUCAUAAAAAAGACAAUGUAAUUUUCAAACGAAUAUAAUAUAAUUAUGAUCUAUUGGUAAUAAUAAAAAAAUAUGAGCAACAACAAAAAAAUGCAAACAAAAUGAAAUGAUAAUUUUAUGCGUAUUUUUUAUUUGCAUUCCAGUGAAGUGUGUGCAAAAGACAAAGAGAAAAAACGAUAAUACCCUGUAGCAACUGGUUGCAAGAGUAUAAAAAUGCAGUUUUUAGAGAAAUAUUUAACGAAAAAUUUUGCAUAAUUCUCGAGCUGCCUCUUCGGAAGUCUAGAGCUUCUUUCAAGUGCUACAUGUUUCAAAAAUAGGUUGAAGCUUAUUUAAUUAUAAUUGAAAAACAGUUUUUUGUCAUUUGUAGUUAAUUUUUAUCUCAAAAAAGUAACCAAAUAUUUAAUGACAGACACAAAUAACUUCAAAAUUAUGAAGAGAGACGAGAAUAUGUAGAGUAAAGUGAAUUUUAAAUGUAUUUGCCAAUGAAAAAUGCUCAAUAGUUUAUGUAAUUGCAUUAGUUAGAAGAAAGAAAGAAGAAACUUUUUGAAUUU
Molecule: messenger RNA, 5412 nt
Organism: Bactrocera dorsalis (oriental fruit fly)
Lineage: Eukaryota; Metazoa; Arthropoda; Insecta; Diptera; Tephritidae
Gene: Pp1alpha-96A
Product: serine/threonine-protein phosphatase alpha-1 isoform
Exons: 8
Coding region: 659-1642 (327 amino acids)
Cellular component (GO): nucleus; cytoplasm
Molecular function (GO): protein serine/threonine phosphatase activity
Source: RefSeq, a predicted model, not a curated record